This is a messenger RNA of Orbicella faveolata, 679 nucleotides long. RefSeq lists its product as uncharacterized. Lineage: Eukaryota; Metazoa; Cnidaria; Anthozoa; Scleractinia; Merulinidae. The record is from RefSeq and is a predicted model, not a curated record.
ACAAAGAAACAGGGUCACUUUGUUAAAAAGAAAUGGCAUGAAAGCUUUUUGUACGGACACUUCGAAUAAUUGUAAACACUACGGUGAAUUUUGGAGUAAAAUGGAACCCCUCUUACCCAACAAAGGAAAGAAGCAGUCAAAAAUCAUCUUGAUGGAAGUCGAUCGUGUAGUCACCGAUUCUUCGGCUGUGGCUGAAAUCUUUAACGAAUAUUUUUGUGAUGUGGCGGUGAAUGAAGGGACUGACAGAACUAUUGAAGACUUUGCUGACCACCCGAGUGUUAAGCUUAUUACUGAGAAGGGCGAUACACAAUCAUUUAGCUUCUCGACUGUGAACGACAAUUAUCUGAAAAACAUCUUGGACAGACUCAACCCAAGGAAGGCUGUCGGCUGUGAUUCUAUCUCCCAGAGACUUUUGCGCAUAUCUGCUCCAGCCAUAGCGCAACCGCUUACCAGACUAAUCAAUUACUUCAUUACUAACAGAUCGUGGCCAACAGUCUGGAAGAGCAGCAAUAUCUCUCCAGUUUUUAAGAAGGAUGAUGAGACAAAGAAGUCUUGCUAUCGCCCUGUGUCUAUUUUGACGGCUCUGUCGAAGAUAUAUGAGCGUGUUGUAGCGGACCAAGUUUAUACCGCAUUUGUACCAAGGCUCUCACCCAACCUCUCUGGAUAUCUUAGUGGACAC